AUGCCAGACACCCCCGUCGCGCCGCCAGCUGCUGCUGUGCCGCCUCGGCCAGCGACAGCCCGCACCGUUCAGAAUGCGCCCGUGCGCGCGUCCCAGUCCGCGUCCGUUCGCCAGCCUGCGGAGCACCGAUCCGUUGAACGCAGGUCGUCCGCGCAGCCCGUAUCCCACAAUAGAAGCGAUAGAAGGCACAGACAUCGUCCAGCCACCGCAGAGCAGCAGAGGGCGACAAACCGGCUCUCUGGUUUCUUCACCAACCUGAUACACCGUCGCGAUCCGCAGCCUUCGACCUCUCGAAGUACCAUUCGCGAGGAAGCGGCCAAGGACGAUCCCUCCCGCUCCUCAUCUCCGCAUUCCGGUCGGCCUGUCACACCACCACCACAGCUCCCGGCUCCUACAUUACAAGAACUCGGUCUUUCACUGUCUGUCCUUACGCAAGAUCUCUCCCCCUCUCACUUCAGCACCCCUCCUACCAGCGGCGCCUUCCUUGCCCCACAUUAUCUGCUCCUAUGUCACGCCCAAGGCCUCGACGUUCUGCCCCUCGUAUCUCCCCCGACACCGCAGCCGUACGCGCUGGUACGUCGGGUCCCGUUCAAGAGCGUCGUGGUCAUGGAGCAGCGCGGUGUGCUGGUCGCGAUCGCGGGUAGGAGGGAUGGGGUGCGGGUCUAUGCGUUAGAGGAAAUCCGCAAGGCCGUCGAAUGGCGAAUUGAAGUCGAAGUUCGGCGGGAGCGCGACAGGUCAAAAAGGGACGCGUUCAAGAAGACGCUCAUGUCUCCGCUCGAUACUGGCAGCCCCCGAGACUCGACCGAAAAGGCCCGGAAGGGUAGCCUGUCUUCUCCGCUUCAGGCUGAGGAGGCAAACAAACACGAAAUACCACGAAAACCGUCUCACCAAUCCUUACGACAGUCGCGCCCGAACACACCUACGCCCUCGAAUACUCCCACCCACGCCACCACGAACCCUCCCCAGCAGCUCAUCCCUCGCAAACCGACUAUCACUCGACGGACACGGAACAACCGGAAUACCAUCAUGCCCGUCUCAAUACCCGAGCCUUCAGAACAGCCACCGCCGUACAGCCGGCAAUUUGACGCGGAGGACCGCCCACCAAUACCUCCUAGCGACAGUGAACCAGCACUUGUGCACACUCACUCGCGCUCUCGCGGCAAUUCUGUCAGCAAUGUCCUUGCCGCCGUGCCAAGCACUUCUCGUCGACCAUCCAUACAUGAACGUGAUUCAAAGGCGGACUGGGCGGAAGACUCUAGCGACGACGAGGCGAUCAACAUCGUCGCCGCCGCUGGCGGCAGUCAGGCUUUGGACGAGCGCACCAGCGCAGUGGCGGCUUCCACGUCCCACGCGGCGCAUUUAUCCAACGCUUCGUCAACAGCGAGCCGCCCGUCAACGGGCUCCGCACCUCGGCGUAAUCGCCCCGCCAACCUUGAUCUCAGCAUGUCACGGGCAAACGGGGCCAUUCCAGACCCGGAGCCGUCACCGGCGCCUACACUCAUCACCUUGCGGCAGACGCUGUCGCACAUGUCGUCGACGGAGCGUAAUGUCCACUCGCCUAACGGGCCGGACACGCCAAAUGACCCUGACGCCGACGACGACGAUGAUGAUAAUGGGUUGAGCCUCGCUGAGAUGCUCAUGGAAAGUCGGUUGCCUGAACUACCUCCUGCUGGCACCCGACGAGCGCAAGAGCCUAUACUCCUGUCGAAUCAGCCUGGGGAGUCCGAGACGGAACCAUCGAGCCCACGAACUACGGAUGGCUUCAAUACGACUACGAGGAACAGCCAAGAGAGUGGUGGUCAGCAGUCGCAGACUUCAUCGAAUCGCCGUCGCCGCUGGUCGGUCAUGCUCAGCCCUCCCACUCAGCCACUCUCGACGUCCGCUAGUACGCCGACUUCGCCCGCUUCGUCUCGUAGGGGCAGAGGGCCUUCGCCCACUCGCCCAGGCUCCCGGGCAUUGUCGCAGACACGUUCUCAUCGGUCAGCCCGCUCCCCGCUGCCUCCGGCCAAUCGUCCACCCACAGCUCCCUCUCCAUCGAAUGCGCUGUCGGGGCUCGUGCCGUCAGCAUCCAUGCCGCCACCAAGUUCGCCGGUACCUCCUCUUCCGGACAGUGCAUCGUCGAUGAUGUCCAGUCGAUCGUCGCGCUUCAUACCACGUUUGAUCAGCAAUGCGUUUGGCGGGAGACGAAGUGACGAGCGUACACCCUUGCCGUCCUCACAGCGGGCGACAGAAACGGAUAUCAAGCGAACGCUGGGAAAUAAUCAAGUCACGCCCCAUGCUCCGCCGCCGAAGCUAGAGUAUGUGAAGUUGCCGGGUACGAAGGGGGCGUUGAUGGUGAAGGCGGUCGAGACAGCGAAGAAGAGCUUCCUGGCCAUUCUUUGCGGUGACAACGGCGAGAAGGUUGAGCUCUUUGCUGGGACAUACCGCACCGCACUGGGUCUGUCGCGCACCUUCAUCUUGCCGGAUUCACCAAGGAUGUUGGAGUUGCAACUGCAGGGCGACGAUCUCGUCGAGGUCUUCCUAGUCUUCUCGCAGAACGUCUUUGGCCUCGAGCCCGCCACCGUCAGGGUGCGCGAGGUUCGCAUCGGCCGGGCAGAACGACGUGCGGCACGGCGUCGUGCGCGCGAGAUCCGCACUGGCGAGACGCAGACUGAUGAUAAUGCGGCGGAUGAAGAGACGAAUGUCAAUGUCAGCGUCUCUGUCGCGGUUACCAAUGCAACGCCCGCGGAUGUCAACGGGCCCGGCACGCCUCCUCUCAUCGCCGACCAGCACCCCGACGAUCAGCCAGUCACGCCUGCCGCAGAGCCGACGGGCGCGCAGCCCUCAGCGGCGUCGCAUGCUGACGAGCUGCUUGCGCUGGCCUCUGCCCAGAUGGGUCCGUACACGACGUUCCAGCAACUGUCCUUCGCGCCAAGGUUUCCGUUGGCUGCGAUCGCGGACGACUACAUCAUUCCGCCGACGUACCCCGACUUCAUUGACUACCGGAACCACCAUGAGUCGGAUAGCAAUGGGGCGGACUUGACGCGCAUACAGUUUUCGCCGCCUGGACUGCCAGUACCGACGCCGAGCGCGCCGUGCAAGUGGUUCUAUAGGGAUCCGAAGGGUGUGGUGCAUGGUCCGUGGAAAGCGUCGUUGAUGCAGGCGUGGUUCAAGGAUGGGCUACUGCCGCUCGACCUUCCUGUUCGUCGGGAGGAAGACACCGAAUACAUCCUACUGAAGGAUCUGCGUCUGCAGUGUGUUGAUCCCACUCGUCCAUUCCGCUCAGCGGUGCAGACCGCGACACCGCCACCGCCCUUCGUUCCGGACGCUGGCAAGCCUCUUCUCCCGCCUAUCUCACUUCUGGCGCAGCCGAAGCACUUCGGUCCUCCGGCUCUGUUCUUCUCUUCGCGAGGUGGGCACAGCACGGCCAUCGUCGAUGCCCGUGGUCGUUCGGUAUUGAAGGGUCGCUUCCUGUGGAGCUCGUCCGACCCGGACGAGGACAAGCAUGGGCUGAACCGCCUGGGCGAUGUUAAGCGGCUGGAGGCGUUCGAUGUUGAGGACGGUGCUGUGCUCGUCGCGAUGCGCCAGGGAGGCCUGGAAGCGGUCGACUUCUCGGAUGCGCUGCUCAAGCCCGCAGACGCGUCGCGCACGGUGCUGCCGCAGUUCGAGCCGCCGCCAUCGAAUAUCAACCGUCGGUCGCCCUUCGUGUGGCGGAUCGGUACGCCCGUGGAUAUGGGCAGCUCGGACGUGCCUCCGCCGCUCACUCCCAAGGCUGGCAAGGGGAGCUCCUACCUGACUGGGCGGAAGCCUGGCUCUGCGUCUGCCAGGAACCUGGUCAGGACGGAGCUUAACGGCGAGCAGGCAACCGACACGGACCCUACGGAGGAGGUUCUCUUCCUCGGCCGGCGCGGCGACAACAUGUACAUGUGCGAGCGCAGCGCAGGCUCGUUCCGUAUCCUGCACCUCCGCCCCAGCCAGCCCUCUACCUCCGCAUGA
Schizophyllum commune H4-8 is the source of this 3975-nucleotide messenger RNA. RefSeq lists its product as uncharacterized. Bases 1 to 3975 code for a protein of 1324 amino acids. NCBI's taxonomy places the organism in Eukaryota, Fungi, Basidiomycota, Agaricomycetes, Agaricales, Schizophyllaceae. Gene Ontology annotation, molecular function: protein binding. The record is from RefSeq and is a predicted model, not a curated record. The transcript is spliced from 4 exons.